CCUUGGACCACUCAGGUAAGUACUAUUGAACCACACAGUGUCCUUACAAGGACACCCUUGGACCACUCAAGGAGAGUUUGACCACACCAGUUGACCGUGACGGUGCAGAUGGAGCACCCGCUGCUGCUCCUGCUGCCACAGCUGGCGGCAAAUAUGUUCCUCCCAGCAAGCGUGGAGCUGAAGGAAGGAUUGGGCUGGGAGAUACCAUGCCGGACCGUCGUAGAGAUGACACCGCGGCAAUCAGGGUGAGUAACAUAUCUGAGAACGCCUCAGAGAAUGACCUCCAGGAGCUGUUUAAAGCCUUUGGUCAUAUUGCCAGGAUAUUCCUCGCCAAGGACAAGGUUUCAGGACUCUGUAAGGGAUUCGCCUUUGUUAACUUCUACAAGAAGGAGGAUGCGGCGAAGGCGAUUGCUACCCUCAACGGCUACGGCUACGAUCAUCUUAUCCUUAGCGUGGAAUGGGCUAAACCCUCAACUGAUCGUUAAUUUGCCAUCUUCAAAUAAAAAAUUCCACAUUUA
Eurytemora carolleeae is the source of this 518-nucleotide messenger RNA. Its product is annotated as eukaryotic translation initiation factor 3 subunit G-B. Gene Ontology annotation, molecular function: RNA binding. The record is from RefSeq and is a predicted model, not a curated record. The transcript is spliced from 4 exons. The coding region runs from base 207 to 485 and encodes 92 amino acids. Lineage: Eukaryota; Metazoa; Arthropoda; Copepoda; Calanoida; Temoridae.